GCAGCCCGACAUCCUUCGGAGCCGUUGAUUUGGGGAAAGAUGAGGGGAAACACAUCCCUGGAUUCCCUCCAGCGGUCCAGCGGCCGGUGGCUUCAUUGAUAGGUGAAUAGACUUAUUCGUAUGCGUAGGAGGAGCUUAUCAGUAGAGAAAAAAACCCACACCCUCGCUUCCGCUCCCCGAGGACUCGACCGAUCACCGACCGACGUCGUGUUCCAUUCGCCUUUUUUCCACUUCCUCCCUCCCCCCCCCCCCCCCCCCUCUCCUCCUCCUCUCGCUCCUCCUGCUCCUCCUCUGUCUUCACUUAAUUCAAUCCUCUCCCACCCCUCCACCCCUCCCUCAAUCUUCCUCUUCCUCUAUACAUACACAAUUUUGUCCCGCCUCUUGCCGUACCUACAAUCAAUUUCCCGCCCCUGCUCAUUUCCUCAUUUCUCCAACCGGUUUUAUCGCCCACAUCGGUCGCUUCGGACAGUCCCGGAAAGCUCGCUCGGUUGCUCAACACGCCUGUCUUUUUCUGCCCCUAGACUCCUUCUCCAGCCGAUAUAACUUGAUCAAAGUCCUCGUGCUCACCCGGCUUCCCCUACUGGUGUCCUUCCUGAUUCCUUCGCCGCCUAUCGCUCUAAGGCUCAGCAGCACGGUCCCCUGGGUCGUGCCUCUUUCUCCCAGGGCAUCGGUCGCGCCUCGGGCGCUUCUCUGGGACCCAUCCAGCCCAAGCAGGGUGA
This is a messenger RNA of Aspergillus fijiensis CBS 313.89, 719 nucleotides long. RefSeq lists its product as uncharacterized. The record is from RefSeq and is a predicted model, not a curated record. The transcript is spliced from 4 exons. Lineage: Eukaryota; Fungi; Ascomycota; Eurotiomycetes; Eurotiales; Aspergillaceae. Bases 121 to 543 code for a protein of 140 amino acids.